Molecule: messenger RNA, 1857 nt
Organism: Exserohilum turcica Et28A
Lineage: Eukaryota; Fungi; Ascomycota; Dothideomycetes; Pleosporales; Pleosporaceae
Exons: 2
Coding region: 1-1857 (618 amino acids)
Biological process (GO): calcium ion transmembrane transport; intracellular calcium ion homeostasis
Cellular component (GO): fungal-type vacuole membrane
Molecular function (GO): calcium:proton antiporter activity
Source: RefSeq, a predicted model, not a curated record
AUGCGUAAGCAGACUCGCCCUCCCUGGCCCUCACCCACAUCCCCGCUGACCCAAGACCUCCCUGCAGAUACCGUGCGAAGACAUGCGCAUCGUGUUGCGUCGCAACAUGGCAGCCAUGGCGCCAACAACUACAACCCGUUUGCCCGCCAGCGCUCUCGCGAUGCGCACCAUGAUGUCGAGAACCAAAUGCACAGGACGCGAUCAGAAGCUAAUGCGACCAUGACCAUUGAAGAGCAACGACGAAUGGAAACGAGGGAUUCUGAAAAGGAGUUUGCAAUGCCCGGCCACCACAACACGGAGCCUGCCCCUUCAUCACAAACAUACGCUAGUGCUUCAACAGCCGUGCCAAAAUCGUCAGUUGACGACGACACUGCAGACGCCACCCACCAACACAAACCAUCCGACGCCACCUUGAACAAUGAGCACGCCGUCGGUCCCACCCGACGCGCCAAGUUCAAGGGCAUAUUCCGCAAAGAAAAUCAAGACCAAGACAACGCCGACGACGAGGCCGAAGCCGACGACCUGUCGCUGGAGGAACGCAAAAAGAAAGCCUUCAAGAGGAAGAUUCCCAUUGGUGCUCAAAUCCGCUUUGUGCUGUUUGGCGCUUGGAUCAAUGUUCUCCUUGUCAUGGUCCCCGUCGGUUUCGCUGUCAAUUACGCUGGCCUCGCCCCCAUACCCGUCUUUGUCGUCAACUUCGUCGCCAUUAUUCCGCUCGCAGCCAUGCUCAGCAACGCCACAGAAGAGCUGGCCAUUCGCGUUGGAGAAACUCUCGGAGGACUGCUGAACGCCACUUUUGGCAACGCUGUCGAGCUCAUCGUGUCCAUUCAAGCCUUGAUCCAGAACGAGAUUGUCAUUGUCAAGACUUCUUUGAUCGGCAGUAUGCUUUCCAACUUGCUGCUGGUCUUGGGCAUGUCCUUUUUCCUCGGAGGCAUCAACCGCCUGGAACAGUUUUUCAACGUGACGGUAGCUCAGACGGCGGCGUCGCUGCUUGCUCUCUGCAUUGCGUCCCUCAUUAUUCCGACUGUGUUCCACAACACCAUCGCCCAAGAUGACGCAGUCGCCCACAACGGCGCUGCUGAUGCCGUCAGGAACCAGGAGUUGUCUCAUGGAACUGCCGUCAUUCUUCUCUUUGUCUACGCUUGCUACCUUGCUUUCCAGCUAAAGACACACUCGAACAUGUACAACGAGCCCAGUCAAAAGGUGCCCAAGCGCAAGUCUGGCAAGAAGGAAGAAGGCGAAGCAGCGCGCGGCAUUGCAGCCAUUGGCGCCGGUACUGCCGCUGCUGCUGGUGGAGGUGUCAACAUGAAGACGCUGUUCAAGAACCCAAAUGACGCUGAGGAUGAAGACGACGAAGACGAGUUCGAGACGCCGUCGCUCUCUGUAAUGGGUGCCAUCAUCACGCUCGCCAUUUCCACCACCCUCGUCGCCUUUUGCUCUGAAUUCAUGGUCUCGAGUAUCAGCGGUCUCACUUCGACUGGCGGCAUCUCCACCACCUUUGUUGGUCUGAUCCUGCUCCCCAUUGUCGGCAACGCCGCCGAACACGCUACCGCCGUCACCGUCGCUAUCAAGGACAAAAUGGACCUAUCCAUUGGUGUCGCCGUCGGAUCCAGCAUGCAAAUCGCGCUUCUCGUCUUCCCCCUCAUCAUCAUUCUUGGCUGGAUCCUCGGCAAAGACUGCAUGACUCUUUACUUUGACACGUUCCAAAUCGCCACUCUCUUUGUCUCGGUCUUGCUUGUCAACUACCUGAUUCAAGACGGAAAGUCUCAUUGGCUUGAAGGCGUCUUGCUCAUGUCAAGUUAUGUCAUUAUUGCCCUUGCAGCAUGGUUCUACCCCGAUCUGGAGGAGAACCAAUGCUAG